AUGAGGAGCUACUACACUUCAACAAUCCAUCUUUCCUGCAACAACGAGGCCCACAGCAUGCUUCUUGCCUGGCUCUCCCCCCAACCCUUUUUCAAAGACGUCAACUCGUCCCUUGUCACCGUUGACAUGAAGAAGGCGUGCGCCCCCACUUCCCAUGGUCCGAACAAGAAGCCUCUUCAGUAUGCACCGUGGAAUGGCGAGUUCUGGUUCCUCUACAAGGGCCAUUGGAUCGUCUUCAGACGCGUUGAGAAGAGCAACAACGACGUCUUCGCCCGAGAAACGGAAGAAGUCUCGCUCCAGUGCUUCGGAUGGUCGACGGGCAUCCUGAAGGCUCUAUUGGAGGAAAGCCGCGAAAAGUACCUGAAGGAUCUCCGUGGGAAGACGCUCAUCUUCGAGGCAAGAGGCGCACGGUGGGAGGAGUCCAAGACGAGAAGCAACAGAGACGUUUCGACCGUUCUCCAUGACGUCAAGGUGAAAGAAGCCGUCUUGAGCGACAUGGAGACUUUUCUUGACUCAAGCACGCGGGAAUGGUACACCGAGCGAGGCCUUCCAUACCGACGAGGAUACUUGCUCCAUGGGCCACCGGGCACUGGAAAAUCCAGUUUCAGCUUUUCGAUUGCCGGGCAUUUCGGCUUGGACAUCUACAUUCUCAGCCUCGCCAACCUCGAUGAUGCCGCUCUGACCAUUUUAUUGGACAAACUGCCUCAGAACUGUGUUAUCCUCCUCGAAGACAUUGACGCAGCGACUUCGAACCGGGCACAAAACAAAGACGAGGAUUCCGAUUCUGUUUCCGGCGACUCGGAGAAGAAACAGGGAAAGAAAGUGACUCUCUCUGGCCUUCUCAACGCGCUCGAUGGGGUGGGGUCUCAAGAGGGCCGGCUCCUCAUCAUGACUACGAAUUAUGUCGAGCGCCUUGACGACGCACUGAUCCGGCCUGGCCGCGUGGACGUCAAGGUCAAGUUCCGACUUGCCGACAGAGAUCUCAUCGGGCAGCUCUUUCGCCUCGUCUUCAAAGGCUCCGACGACAUCACGACUGUCGAGCGGCUUGCCGACGAGUUUGCUGAUCAGGUCCCAGAGUCGGAGUUCAGUCCUGCGGAGGUGCUUUCCCUCCUCUUGGAGCACAGAAUGCGUCCAGACGACGCAGUCGCGGGCGUGGAAGCAUGGGUGGAUAAGAUCAGGGAGGAGAGGAGGGGCCUGAGAAGGGAGGGAUCUUGGUUGCAUUAUGGGUAG
Molecule: messenger RNA, 1230 nt
Organism: Verticillium dahliae VdLs.17
Lineage: Eukaryota; Fungi; Ascomycota; Sordariomycetes; Glomerellales; Plectosphaerellaceae
Product: mitochondrial chaperone BCS1
Exons: 2
Coding region: 1-1230 (409 amino acids)
Biological process (GO): mitochondrial respiratory chain complex III assembly; protein insertion into mitochondrial inner membrane from matrix
Cellular component (GO): mitochondrial inner membrane
Molecular function (GO): ATP binding; ATP hydrolysis activity
Source: RefSeq, a predicted model, not a curated record